GUCGCCUGGAAAGGUUUAUUCUUGUAGGGAUUAGUAUAUAUCUAUUUUUCUUUGUUGAUAGUGUAUAGUAUUUGUGUCUGUGUUGCUGAAAGAAGGCUCAAAACUAAAAUGGAAGAUGGUAAAACGGAGAAUAUGAAGGAUUUAGUAGACCGGCUGACAUUGGGUGUAACCAGAAUACUAGAAAGUCGCCCAGGUGUGACAGAAGUUAGAUAUGUAGAAAAGGAACCAGCAGAGCGUCAUACGAUUAUCUCGUGGGAACAGAAGAAUUGUUGCUUACUCCCAGAGGAUCUGAGGAACUUUUACCAAAUGACUGAUGGCUUUUUGAUGACCUGGAGUAUAAAAUUUGAUGGCAAUAACAUGCAGUUGGGAACAAUGGUAAUCAAUAGUAUUUCAACACUCUGUCGACUGGGCACAACAUCUGUUUACAGCUUGCCUAAUUCACCAACUCUGGAUGACCUCGAAAAUGAUACAGAUGAUGAAGGUAAAGAAGAAGAUUUGGAAAAACCUCAGUUUAAUUCGAAAUAUCGAAUAUUUGAACUGGAUUGUUGCAAUGGGAAUGGGAAAGUCUGCCUGGUUUACAAAAGCGUCCAAUCAGGGGUUGUAUCUUCUCAUGCAGAAAUCUGGUUCUUGGACAGAGCACUUUACUGGCAUUUUCUAUCCGAUACGUUCACAGCCUACUAUCGACUUAUGCUUGUUCACUUAGGAUUGCCCCAAUGGCAGUAUGCAUUAACAAAAUACGGGAUUAGCCCUCAAGCUAAGCAAUGGUUUAAUAUGUACAAGCCUGUUGCCUGUAGUGCCAGUCUUGUAGCAGAGAAUGAUAUUGCUUUUACUAACAAGCUGGAUCCCAGUCUAGUCUUUAAGAACAGAGCCAAGCUCCAGAAUCAAAAGAAAAAAGCUUGUGCACAGCUACCUGCGCCUCAGAAAAGUCAGACCAGCCCGGUCACUAGCAAGAAUUCAUCACAAAUCGGAAGUACCACAAAAAAAAUGAUUCCUUAAUUUUUAUGUUGUCAUCCAUAACAAUUGCAACAUAAUUUUCCCUCUUGUUACUGCCACUAUUGCCAUCUGAACUGUUGUGUGUACAGUUCUGCCACAGAAGGGCAGGUCACAAGUUCUGAUAGUAAGAGUGCAAAACUGGAUGAUUGCAAAUACAGAAAAAAGCAGGGCUUUAAUGUUAAUGAUGUACAUCAUGAUACAAAUGCAUGAUUUUUAAAUAUUGCUGGAAAUUAUAAAAACAAAUCCAGUGUUAUGAUGAAAUUUUUAU
Messenger RNA from Hemiscyllium ocellatum (epaulette shark), 1261 nucleotides. It is a transcript of the gene tpgs2, whose product is annotated as tubulin polyglutamylase complex subunit 2. Gene Ontology annotation, biological process: protein polyglutamylation. The coding region runs from base 109 to 996 and encodes 295 amino acids. Lineage: Eukaryota; Metazoa; Chordata; Chondrichthyes; Orectolobiformes; Hemiscylliidae. The record is from RefSeq and is a predicted model, not a curated record. The transcript has 7 exons.